Molecule: messenger RNA, 993 nt
Organism: Gadus morhua (Atlantic cod)
Lineage: Eukaryota; Metazoa; Chordata; Actinopteri; Gadiformes; Gadidae
Product: zinc finger protein 492
Exons: 4
Coding region: 109-750 (213 amino acids)
Biological process (GO): regulation of DNA-templated transcription
Molecular function (GO): RNA polymerase II cis-regulatory region sequence-specific DNA binding; DNA-binding transcription factor activity, RNA polymerase II-specific
Source: RefSeq, a predicted model, not a curated record
CAAAACAAUCACUACAAAGAAGAAAUAUUUUCUUUUCGGAAGAAGGUCCCCACAAAGCGGCCCUAUUUCUUUACAAUCAAAAAAAGUAAAACAAACCGUAAAGCAAGCAUGUACGCCAGGACAAAUGCCGGGAGUACGCAUGGAGACUUUCAGGACAGAAACGGAGGAAAUUAUGUGACAUCGGCAGAGUCUUUUGGACACUGCUCUCAAUUGUUCUGGAAAAAGGAUCCCAAUGACUCCGGACCGAGUUCGACCAUCAGUUGGUGCGACCAGCUGCCUUCGUCCUCGGCCUCGCUCUCCGCCUCCAGCAUCACCCUGGACUCCCGGGCGGCGGUGGCGUCCACGGGCAUCACGGCGGCGGACAUCGCGGCGGCUGAGCUUGAAUCAGACGAGAGGCCCUAUGCCUGCGACCUGUGUAGCUGCGCCUACAAGCACGCCAGCUCCCUUCUGAACCACAAGCUCACCCACAGGACCGGGGACUUCCGAUGCGACUUCUGCAGCAAACCCUACAACAACUACAUGUCGCUGCGCAACCACAUGCGCAUCCACGGCCAGAAGCGGUACGCGUGCGAGCUGUGCGGCAAGGCCUUCCGCCUGGCACGCUACCUGCGCAACCAUCAGAAGAUCCACGACGACGGGCCCAACCGCUUCGACUGUCCGUCGUGCUGCAAGAGCUUCCGCACUAUGCUCGAGCUCCGCCCAACACCGCUGCAACGCGGCGUCAGGCCAGCCGGGCGGUCGUCGAACUAACUACUCCGCCCAGCGGCGCCAGCGAGCGCAGCAGCAGCAACAAAAUCAACAACAACAACAACAACAACAGCAACAACAGCAGCAGCAGCAACAGCAGCAGCAGCAUCAGAACAGCAACACUACUCCAUGAUGCAGCAGCAGCACGGCGGCCACUCCCAGCAGGAGCCCAUGGCCUCUCAUUGUGUGUCCCCCAUGUCCCAGUCAGGGGGCGUGGUCAGCCAAUCCAUCUCGGACCCCCACCAG